AGUUGGGCUCGUACCAGGCAAAGGUCUCACCCUAACCACAGUUUCAUUUCACUCAAGAGACGACUCCAUCAGAACAGCAUCGAGGACGAAAAUGGGGAAGUUGGACGGCAGGGGAAUGGAGAGUUCAUUACUUCUGCUCUUAACUCUCUUUGCCACCUGCUACAGUCAGAAUGUUCCGGUCAUUAAUAUGUCUGUAGUGACAGUGAGGGAAGAUCUACUUUCAGGCGAAUUCGCAUUUAAAAUCCAGGCAUAUGAUCUAGACAAUGACCCUCUGACCUAUGCGAUCACCCUCGACAAAAAUAACCACUUCAGUGUGUCUGCAAAAACUGGUGAUGUCUACAUCAAUAAUCCACUCGACCGAGAGACUAACGAGUUCUUUCCAAUAACAGUUUCUGUUAGCGAUGGAACUCUCACUGCGACAAAAGUAAUUAACGUUGUGGUGCAAGAUGCAAAUGACAACGCACCAGUGUUCCAAAAUGCACCAUACAACAUAAAAGUGCCAGAGAACACCCCUGUGGGCACUACAGUGUUGAAAGUGACAGCGACGGAUCCUGAUGACGGAUUAGCUGGGAUAGUCUCAUACAAAAUCGAUCAGGCCAUCCCUGUUGAAGGACUCAACGUGUUCUCUAUCUCUCAAAAAGAUGGAGAUGUUGUGUUGAACGAGGCACUUAGUUUCACAGAGAAGAGCACAUUUUAUCAGCUACAAAUCAAUGCGUCUGACGGCGGUGGACCACUUCACAGUGAAACCAACGUCAUUCAGUCCUCCAGCGCCACUGCCUUCAUCACAAUAGUUGAUAUACCAGACCUCGAUCCUCAGUUCUUAAAUCUCCCAAACACAGCUCGUGUGAUGGAGCAUUCACCGGUUGGGACAUCCGUGUUUAAGGUUCUGGCCAGAGAUCCAGACACAGGGAUCAAUGACAUCAUCAAUUACUCCAUCCAGGAUGCCAGCGUGUCCGGUCUGUUCCAAAUAGAUUCGGGUACUGGCGUUGUUACUGUCAUGGCUGACAUUGACCGAGAGGCCUUACUGGACUCUGAUGCUAUUGUGAAGCUCACUGUGAAGGCCACUGAAGCUAGCUUGAAUGUGAAUGGCAUCCACGCGAACACCACAUCUACGCUCGAUAUCCAGAUUGACGAUGUGAAUGACCAAAAGCCGCUCUUUUACAAGUGCAACGGGGUGGAUUGCACACAGACGAACGAGUUCACCGGCGAAGUGGACGAGCAUGCGUCCGUCGGUCUGUCCAUCACAGGAUUAAACAUGACGGUCAGAGAUAUAGACUCGAACGAAAACAGCCGUUUCAGGCUCCACCUCGAGGGAACAGAUAAGGACGCGUUUUCUGUCUCACCCACAGAUGACAUGUCGGACCGAGCUGUUCUGAUCCUGAUCAAAAACCCAGCCGAUGUCGACUACGAGAAAAAACAAACCAUGAUCGUGCAGGUGGUGGCCACAGAUGCCGGAAAACCUGAAUUUGUGUCUACAGCUACGGUCACCAUUAAAGUCAACGACAAAAAUGAUAACAGCCCUACAUUUGAAAAAGAUGACUAUAAAUUAACUGUUCCAGAGCACUGUGAAAAUGGCACCAUCUUGGACACCAUUACGGCGACAGACGCGGACGCGCUGGACGAUGGCCUCCUCACCUACAAACUGUUCCCGGAGAGCAUACCAUUUGAUGUCUUCCCAAAAAAUGGGACAGUUUAUGUGAAAAAUGGAGAAAAGCUGGACCGCGAGAGCAAGAACACAUACUCUGCGACGCUGCAGGCCCGAGACUCAGCGGGGAACGUGGGCACCACCGUGCUGGAUAUCACCAUCGAGGACAUUAAUGACCAGACACCACAGUUUAUCCGAAAUCCAUAUGAAGGCUUCUUUCCCGAGAACAAAGUGCUGGUGUUUCAAGUCAAGGCUCAAGAUGACGAUGAGCCAGGCUCUCCCAACAGCAUCAUCAAGUACAGCAUUGAGCCUAGUGAAUACAGUAGCAACUUCACUAUCGAUGAGAACACUGGGGAAAUAAGGAGCAAAGGCCCUCUGGACCGCGAAGACAUCGAUAUCAAUCUGAAAGGAGUGAUCACGCUGAACGUGACAGCUACAGACAUGGGCACGCCACCUCUGUCCAGUACGGUCAAAUUCAUCAUCAACGUCGAUGAUGAAAAUGACAACUCGCCUAUGUUCCUGCAAACAGAAUACACCUUUCAUGUGAAGGAAAGCGAAAGAGGCGCCUUUGUGGGUUAUGUGUACGCGACCGAUGGUGAUCAAACCGAGUUCAACAACCGCAUCUCAUUUAGCAUUAAAAGUGGCAGCGGGGGCACCUUCCUGUGCCUGUCAGAGCUUGAUGGUACAGGCUACCGAGGUAAGAUCUUGGUGGAUCCAGAUGUGGAGCUGGACUAUGAGAGUGAAAACAAGAAGUAUACGCUGACGGUUGAGGCCACAGACCUGAGCGGGAAUGCUGCUACGUGCACGGUAUAUAUAGAAGUGGAUGAUGUAAAUGACACGCCACCUAUUUUACCUACCAUGACAACGUUCAAGGUGGAGGAGAACACACCAGGGGGGACGGUAGUAGGGAAAAUUGUUGGGAGCGACGCGGACGGGAACCACUCACUGGUCUACGAGCUUGUUUCUACCUCAUGCCACAACACCACAUGGACUCCAUGUGAGGAGCAAUGGUUCAUUCUUGAAAGCAGCGGGAUUGUGAUGACUGCAGAGGGUAUAACAAUCGAUUAUGAGGUGUACACUCAGGUGAAAAUGACGGUUCGAGUGGUGGACCUUUACACGGAGAAGGGCAGGAACAGCACAGAAGAUUUCGUCACGAUUGAUAUUAUUGACAUGGAUGACAAUGAACCUGUGUUCAUCCCAGUCCAGGAAUUUUUUGUCCUGAUUUCUGAGAGCAUUGAAGAAGGCAAGAGUGUGGCCCAGGUUUCUGCCAAGGACAAGGAUUCGGGAGACAAUAAGAAGAUAACGUUUAAGGUCACAUUAGUGCAGUUUGUCAGCAACAACCAGAAUGACGUGCCAACGGAGCUAGACCUAAUUUUCUACGCUGAAACUGAGCAGCCGGAUGAAAAUGAAAACUAUAAAGGAGUUAUCAGGUCCAAAAAUACACUGGAAGCUGAUAAACAGGGGAAGUACUUGGUGACUGUGGAGGCAAAGAGCCUCAAUCUCAGUUCGACUGAGGUACUGGAGCUCAUCACGGUGGACAAGUCUUACAAGGUCGGCCUCCGAUUUGAUUCAACAGUAGAAGAAGUCAACGUAAACCUGCCGAACAUCAGACAGGCCCUGACAGGAGCCACAAAAGCAAUGGUGCAUAUUGUUAAAGUGUCAGCCUCAUCAAGUGACACCACACAGAGGAAAGUGAUGACUAUUCUAGAGGCUUACUUCGUGUUUCUGAACGGGACAGCCCUCGACUCGGAUGAUGUGGGGAGGAUCCUGAACUCACAGUCCGUGUAUGAAGAGUACGGCGUCAUCUUGCAGCAGUACGGUCUCACCGGCAUUACGGGAAACAUAGAGACGACAAAUGAAAACAACACAGUGUUGUUCAUUAUGGUGGGACUCGUGGCAGGGCUCGUGAUCGUCCUGAUCGUCACCACAACGUCACUGGUGUGCAUUAGGAAAAAGUACAAGACAAAGCUGAAGGCGGCCAAGGCCAUGAACACGGCAGCCAUGGCGGCUACUGAGUACCAGAAGGAUGGGCCUGUUGUUCCUGGAACCAACAAGUACACCAGAGAGGGAGCGAACCCGGUCCUCAACCUGAACAUUGAUGCUUCCACAGACCUGGGCUUUGAUGAGGAGGCAUCUAGUGCAGACAGAGAGAGCCUCAAUUCUCUGGACAUGGAUGUGAAUUUGACUGAUAAAGACACAGUGCCAAUGAUGAUCAUUGAGGAAGAAGAGGAAAAUGGCGACUCUUUGUACAUUGAACCCCUGGGUGCAGCGUUGGCUCAGAGAGGGAAGAAGAAAGGCUCAGAGGGUGCCAGCUUCACCUUCACCAACCCAUCACUCAGCACCACAGACCUGUAACACACCAUCACUCAGCUCUGAGCUGAAACUGGAAACACCACCACUCCACCUUCAGCCAUAAAACUAUACAGCUAGUUCUAUAAAUGGAACAGUGCAGAGUCAGCUCCUGUGGGUUAACAUGCCUUUUUUUUUUUUUUUUAAAACCUCAGGAGACUGGAUUUAGGAUUAGAGACAAAAGCUUUCUCUCUUGCUUUCUCAAAGCAGUUUUCAGCAAAUGUCCUAACACUAAAAAGCAUCAAUUAAUGUUAAUGUCACACAGUUUGUUUUUCAUGUAACAGCCUGAUUGGAUACACACUCUCAUUACGACAGAAACAUUAUCUUAACAUUUGACUCGUUUGAAACUGGAUUGUAGAAAUCUGUGAUGUUUUAAAAAUUGUGCUGCUCUGUUUUAUGUGCAAAAGAGAAUAGAAAGAAAUGAUCACCCCCCCCCCCCCCCCCCCCCUUUAUAUCUGCACUUUAAAUCACUUUAUUAUAUUUUACAAUUAUAAUUUUACUUGCCUAUAUCUUUUUUAUGUAUAUUUUGAUUUGAUGUAUUAUUUUUUUCCUAUUACAUUUUCUGAUGUAACCUGCAAACUUAUCGUAAUCCUCAUUGGAAAUAAAUAUUUAUACCACG
Messenger RNA from Pangasianodon hypophthalmus (striped catfish), 4613 nucleotides. RefSeq names its product cadherin related family member 2 (gene cdhr2). The transcript is spliced from 31 exons. Bases 92 to 4000 code for a protein of 1302 amino acids. Gene Ontology annotation, cellular component: plasma membrane; catenin complex. NCBI's taxonomy places the organism in Eukaryota, Metazoa, Chordata, Actinopteri, Siluriformes, Pangasiidae. The record is from RefSeq and is a predicted model, not a curated record. Gene Ontology annotation, molecular function: calcium ion binding; cadherin binding. Gene Ontology annotation, biological process: homophilic cell-cell adhesion.